AGCCCGAUCGCGGGCUUCGUCGGAAUUACUAUAAAAAUGACGGAGUUGAUUUUUGCACAGCACAGUUCAGUCGAUUUCAUUGUUCCGUCAACAGGUUUUCAGUUUGAAAAUGGCAUUCAAGUUUGUAACCUUCCUCGCCCUGUUGGCAGUUGCCCGUGCCGGAGUCAUCUCUGGACCAGCGUUGUCGUACGCCGCCAGUCCCGCCCUAUCGUACUCGUCACCAAUUGCCAGAACCGUCGUUUCAGCUCCCAUCGCCAAGACCUUGAUUGCCGCUCCUCUGGCCAAGACCAUCGCCGCCGAUGAGUACGACCCGAACCCACAGUACUCCUUCUCAUACGGAAUCUCCGAUGGUUUGACCGGUGAUCAGAAGAGCCAACAGGAAUCCCGCAACGGAGAUAUCGUACAAGGAUCGUACUCCCUGGUUGAUCCCGAUGGUCUCCAGCGGACCGUCGAUUACACCUCGGAUCCACAAAACGGAUUCAACGCCGUUGUUCGUCGUGAACCCAUUGGAGUAAAGGCUGCUCCGGUUCUGGCCGCUAAGAGCCUAAUCGCCCAGCCAGCUUUGACCACUAAAACUCUGAUUGCUCAGCCUGCUUUGAGGACCUAUUCGGCUCCACUGGCAACGAAGAGCCUACUCUCUCAGCCUACUCUGAGCUACGCUGCACCACUGGCCUCCAGGAGCCUUUUGACCCAGCCAGCUCUCGCUUCGUAUGCUGCUCCUGCUUUGUAUUGAAAAAAAAAAAACCCGACUGACCCCGUUAUCGAAUGUUUGUUAACUUAGUUUUGUGAAAUAAAAAUUUUGAAUAGAUGAAAAGUCAUCCUAAAAACA
Malaya genurostris is the source of this 829-nucleotide messenger RNA. RefSeq names its product cuticle protein-like. The record is from RefSeq and is a predicted model, not a curated record. Bases 110 to 733 code for a protein of 207 amino acids. The transcript is spliced from 2 exons. Gene Ontology annotation, cellular component: extracellular matrix. Lineage: Eukaryota; Metazoa; Arthropoda; Insecta; Diptera; Culicidae.